UGGGAAAAGAUAUCCGUAUUACUUUUCUUUAGCAGGGUUCAGCGACAGAAGUACAAAUUGGGCCCAUGAGACUGACACAAGAUCCAAUUCAGGUUUUGCUGAUCUUUGCAAAAGAAGACAGCCAGAGUGAUGGUUUCUGGUGGGCUUGUGACAGAGCUGGAUACAGGUGCAAUAUUGCACGUACUCCAGAGUCAGCACUUGAAUGUUUUCUUGAUAAGCACCAGGAAAUAAUUGUUAUAGAUCACAGGAACUCCAGAUAUUUUGAUGCAGAAGAUAUCUGCAGAUCUAUUCGUGCCACAAAACCAUCAGAGCAUACUGUGAUACUUGCUGUGGUUCCACGCACAUCUGCUGACGAAGAAGAAACUUCUGUUCUUCCACUUCUUAAUGCAGGCUUUGAUAGGCAAUUCAAGGAGAAUAGCAGCAUAACUGCUUGUUACAAUGAACUGGUUCAAAUAGAACAUGGGGAAGUGCGAUCUCAGUUCAAAUUACGGGCUUGUAAUGCAGUGUUUACGGCAUUAGACCACUGUCAGGAAGCUAUUGAAAUAACCAGUGAAGAUCAUGUCAUUCAGUAUGUUAAUCCAGCUUUUGAACGGAUGAUGGGGUAUCACAAGGGAGAGCUUAUUGGCAAGGAACUUACUGAAUUACCAAAAAGUGAUAAAAACUGUGCAGAUCUCUUAGACAAUAUCAACACAUUUAUUAAAAAAGGAAAGGAAUGGCAAGGAGUUUACUAUGCAAGAAGAAAAACAGGAGACAGUAUCCAACAGCAUGUGAAGAUAACACCUGUGACUGGUCAAGGAGGGAAAAUAAGACACUUUGUGUCCCUCAAAAGGCUGCAUUGCACCAAUGAAAACAGCAAACAGCUCUACAAGAGUCACCGUGAUGAGAAGUAUACAGGAGACAGUUCUCAGUCAGAAUCCCGUUCCUUCAAAUGCAAGAACAGAAGGAAAGACUCUAUUGAUGUUAAGUCCAUAACAUCGCAAAGUAGUGAUGCAGCUCCAAGUUUACCAACCCGACGGUACUCUUCCAUGGCAAGGAUCCACUCAAUGACAAUAGAAGCUCCUAUUACAAAGGUUAUUAACAUAAUUAAUGCUGCCCAGGAAAACAGUCCCAUCACAGUAGCAGAGGCCUUGGACAGGGUUCUGGAAAUCCUGCGGACAACAGAACUUUACUCCCCUCAGCUAGGUACCAAAGAUGAAGAUCCUCACACAAGUGAUCUUGUUGGAGGUCUGAUGACUGAUGGCUUGAGAAGACUGUCAGGAAAUGAGUAUGUGUUUUCUAAGAAUGUGAACCUGAGCCAUAGUCACCUUUCAGUGCCAAACACCAUCAAUGAUGUUCCGCCCUGUAUUGCACAGCUCUUGGAUAAUGAGGAAAGCUGGGACUUCAAUAUUUUUGAGUUGGAGGCUGUUACAAAUAAAAGGCCAUUAGUGUAUUUGGGCUUAAAGAUUUUUGCCCGGUUUGGGGUUUCUGAGUUUUUAAACUGUUCGGAAGGAACACUGCGGGCGUGGCUGCAAAUGAUUGAAGCUAACUACCACUCCUCCAACUCAUACCACAACUCCACGCAUGCAGCAGAUGUCCUGCAUGCUACCGCCUUCUUUCUCAGGAAGGAAAGAGUCAAGGGAAGUCUUGACCACUUAGAUGAAGUAGCUGCGCUAAUAGCUGCCACCAUUCAUGAUGUAGACCACCCCGGACGGACCAACUCUUUCCUGUGCAAUGCGGGCAGCGAAUUAGCUGUCCUUUACAAUGAUACAGCUGUAUUAGAGAGUCAUCACACAGCACUGGCAUUUCAGCUUACAAUUAAAGACAGCAAAUGCAACAUUUUCAAGAACAUUGAUAGAAAUCGCUAUCGGACAUUGCGCCAGGCCAUCAUUGAUAUGGUUCUGGCCACGGAGAUGACGAAGCACUUCGAGCAUGUGAACAAGUUUGUGAACAGUAUCAACAAGCCAAUGGCAUCUGAGGAGACCAGUUCACACAGUGAAGGCAGUGACUGUGAAUGUACAGCCAAUAUAAAGAAUUUUCCAGAUAACCAGACACUGAUCAAGCGCAUGAUGAUCAAAUGCGCGGACGUAGCAAAUCCGUGUCGCCCCCUAGAGCUGUGUAUCGAAUGGGCAGGGAGGAUUUCAGAGGAGUAUUUUGCACAGACUGAUGAAGAGAAGAAACAGGGUCUGCCUGUUGUAAUGCCAGUAUUUGAUAGAAACACCUGCAGCAUCCCCAAGUCUCAAAUUUCCUUCAUUGAUUAUUUUAUAACAGAUAUGUUUGAUGCAUGGGAUGCAUUUGCACAUCUGCCUGUUUUGAUGCAACACUUGACUAAUAACUACAAACACUGGAAAACACUGGAUGAAUUAAAGUGCAAGAGUAUCAGGCUCCCAUCAGAAAACAACAACUGACACUAAACCAAGGAAACCAGACCUCUUGAUCUACCAGUUUCACUGUGAAUCACUACAGACGUGGAUACAAGAGGGGUGGUGUUACCUUUCCAGUGAAAUUGAGACUUUCUGGCAAGAAGGAAAUAUUUUAUUCACUCACUUCUAAGCUUCUCUGAAUCCUAAAGAAAAAUGUUUUCAAGGCGACUACAUAAUCCACAGAUUAAUAAGUGCUCUUUGGAAAUAACAUUUUGUGGCAAAAGAUGUACUUCUGAAGCUGAUUUCUAAUACUGAAUAUACAUUUGUCAAAUCUUGUAAUUGAUACAACUGUAUUCACUAAUACUUCAUCCAACUGUUUCUCAGACAGAGGGGUAAACUAGUCACCAGUAGACUAAGAACAGGUUUAAAAAUAAGCAUAAAAACUUCCCACCUGUCUAGCAUAAGCUUUCUCCAAUUCUGUUGAUAUGGUUUAGAGAGCUGAAGAACAAUUCUAAAAGAGAACCUGCACAGUAGAACAAGUAAACCUUGAUAAACAGGACACAGUAAAAAACAAACCCUUCACCAUUUAACACAACCUUCUUAUUAUACAGACUUUCUCUUAGAGCACCACUGUUCUUUCUUUUCCAUAUAAAAUCUUGGUAGCAGUCAAAUUCCCUUAAAAUUAGUCAUAUAAUAAGGAAAACAAGAUGUUCUGUAAAAUUGCUGCCAUCCAACAUGCUUCCCUGCCAUCUUAAGAGAUGCUAACAUGUUUCAUCAAAUUUUACACAAAAAACAUUGUGGCACUUGGUCAACAUCCUUUUCUAUAAAGUGGUGUUUAUACACAUCAUCAAUUUUAUUAAACUGAUCUAAAUUUAAUGAGAAGUCCAUGUAUGCUACUUACGCCUAGGAUGAACCUGUUGCUUUUUAAAAGAGGUUUCCAGGUUACAGUUUGUAACAGCAUUAUAAUCUGUACUGCUUUUUCCCCGUACUAAAAUGUUGGUUUGUUUUGUGAGGUAAAAAGUAUUUCAAAAUAUGUAAAUAAGUUAGAAAUCAAACAUAGUUUUUCAUUAAAGAUACAAAAUUUAUGCUUAAGCUUCCAAAGCACAAAUGUGUAUUUUUGUACAUCUCAUUUUAACCCUGCACAGAACAUGAGUUCAAAUUUUAGACUACUCUCAGACUAUUCAGUUAAUAAAUACUAGCUGAACUGCUGAUUUUUAACACCUUGCACUCUAGGCUGCAGGCAAGAGCUUCAAAGCUGUGGCUGCAGUUGAAGAAGCAGUCCACUACUCCUUAAAUGGAAAGGUCUUGAGACAUACCCUUUACCUCUCCUAUGCUGUAUCAUGAACUGAAUCCAGUAAAGGUGAAAAGAAAAAAAAACAACCCAAACCAAACACAUAGAGUUUAGAUUGCUGUGGAAGAAGAGUGACAAUGGCUACUGUCUACUACAGGUAGCUUACAUAAUGUGCCAACUUUUUUUGUAUGUUUUGUACCAAGUUCUGAAACAAAAGGAAACAUUCAUAAAAUGUAAGUGCAGAUAAAUGUAUAUAAGCUAUAUUUUUAUUAGAAUUGUAACAGACCCUUACUUUUGUCAUAGCUAAGGCAGGUCGCUGUGUAUUAAAAUGCUGCAUUGUGUAUAUCUGAAGAAUGGUGUUUCUGGUGAAGUAUGUUUAUUCAUUCUUUCUUAUUAUCUAUUGCAAUAUUCUUCAAUGAAUUUUUAGUCACAUAAGUUGAAUCUGGUUUUUAUAUUGUAAACUGUUUGCUUUUACCAUUCCUUUGUUUAGAACUAGUGUUCUCAGUGGCUGUAUCUUAAGUAUUCUGAUGACUAAACACUCACUGCAGCUUGCAUGAGAGGAAGGGAUUUCAGAAGAUUUAAAGCUUUGUUAUCUUAAUUUGUUAAAUACAGCAACACUAAAACCACACCCACGUAAAACAUUCAUUAUUUUUGUCACACUUCUGUCACAAGGAAGAAAAUGGCAAUGGUGGAAGGAACAUAAGAAUUAAAAUUCAGCCUCAGUUCUGGUUCACAA
This is a messenger RNA of Neopsephotus bourkii (Bourke's parrot), 4366 nucleotides long. RefSeq names its product phosphodiesterase 8B (gene PDE8B). Gene Ontology annotation, biological process: signal transduction. The record is from RefSeq and is a predicted model, not a curated record. The transcript has 21 exons. Bases 66 to 2384 code for a protein of 772 amino acids. Gene Ontology annotation, molecular function: 3',5'-cyclic-AMP phosphodiesterase activity. Lineage: Eukaryota; Metazoa; Chordata; Aves; Psittaciformes; Psittacidae.